Messenger RNA from Cotesia congregata, 1974 nucleotides. The record is from the annotation of a GenBank genome assembly. Lineage: Eukaryota; Metazoa; Arthropoda; Insecta; Hymenoptera; Braconidae.
AUGUUCAGUUACAUUAUCCAGUCUUUUGAAUGCGCUUCUAAAAUUUUCGAGUCAUUGCUCUGGAAGGUCACAAGCUUUUCAAAAUUAUCUAUCAAGUCAAUCGCUGCUUCUUCAACGUCCCCGAUUUGCAGUCCCAUCGAAAUUGUUAGCUUGCUGAUUUAUCUUCCGGCGAUACAAUCAGCAAAUAUUGAAGAAGCGGCCGUGGAAUUAAUAACUUGCUUUGAAAAAUUGAUAGCAAACAACAAUCUCUGGAAAGAAAAUUCUCUCAGUACUCUGAAAAAUAUCAAGGAAUUGUUUUUUAAUAAACUCAAAUCCUAUGAUAGGUACAGAGACUCUUUGUUCGAUGAAAAUCGGCUGCCUCAAAAGUUUAGCGACGGCAAAAUGACCGAGCAAGAGUCUGCUGACCAUGACAAGUUUUGCGACGUGCUUCAUGGAAUUGAUAAGAUGUUCAAUGGAGAUGUGGAAAGAUACUUGGAUAAUUAUGAAGCGUAUGCUGAAGAUAUUGACUCUUUUAUAGAAGAGGUGGGUGGCUAUUCUUUCGAGCAGGAUUUAAAGUUCUUGGUUGCUGCUGUCUCGCAGAAUCCUGGAAGUGGAAGCUUUGAUGAGUUUAAUGUCACUAGUUUAUUUCUUCAAUCGGAGGUGGAUAUUGAUGAUAAUUGUAAUAAACCUUCGGUGUAUGAAAGGUUGUUUAAAUUUUAUGAAAAAAUUCUAAUGGGAGUGUACCAAGGAUACACUGCGAUGUUUUUAGCUCAUGAAUAUCAAAAAAUUAAAGGCUCAGGUGAUGAAACAGGUCAUUAUCACCUGAACGUAACGGAUGAAACUUAUAAGAGGAUGUACAAGAACUGCGACGCGUUGGAGUGGUCGGAAGAAAGAAAUUACAUCCGCGUGAAGAACUACGUGGCGUACUAUGAGCAGAGGACCAAGUGGUACUUUGACCCGAACGCGAAUUACCUGGACACUAAAGAGUCGGAGUAUGAGUGCGACGGAAUAAGGGCGAACUUCAAUCCUUUGGAUCUGCCCCAGGGGAUAGAGUACAGCAUGUACUGUCCGAUUGUUUUCCUGGAGAAUUUUGACAGUGAAGAUACAAGUUGCCGGAAGUAUGGGUGGAAAAAUGUCAGAGGAUACAAGAAGGAAAAUUGGACUUCUGCGUGCAUUCUGGGUGACCACAGCGAGCUGUUGAAGUUGUGUGCUUGUGAUAAACAAGUUGACAAUGACAUCAGCGUUCGUCUGCUGAGUUUGAGAGAGUAUUACACCAACAGCUCGGACAAUCGAGUCGUCACGGGGAUCAGGUUUGCCGUUGAAAAGAAUGUGAUAACGUUGCAAAUCCAAGAAGGACAUCUGGUCAAUGGAGAGAUUGAUCCAAGCUCCGUUAAAUGGAGAACUGACGGUGGUCAUCCUGCAGAUGGACCGACUCAGACUGUUCAGCUUAGUUACAAGAUUCGCGGGUUCAGUUUAGACGACAUUAAUAUGCCCGAUGGACAAUUCGUCACAGGAGUUAAGUUUGUCGUGACGAAAGAUGAUCGAAUAUCAAUAGCAGUUCGAGGAUCGGUGAUGUACAACAGUGAAGGUAGCUUCUAUUCAUCGUCUGUUGGAGACCGUUGGUUUUAUCCUUCCAAGAUAAAUUCCACUGAUAGAAUGAAUAUCGACAUAAGUUCAAGAAAGAAUCCUCGAGAUUCCGAGCUGACCUACGAAUUGAGCAAGACAGGCCAGCACUAUGUAAAUUUAACGAUAUCUAUGUUCUCUGAGAAAAGUCACAACGCAGCAAUAGUUCCUUUCUUGGACUCUCGUCCUCUAGAAACUCAACCACCAGCUCCAAUCAGUGGCCUAGGAUUAUUCUACAAAGGCAAACCCGGUUACGCAGGAUUUCUGACAUUGAAAUACUUUUCUUCUCAGUACAAACGUUUUUCUCGAUCUUCAAUAAUUUCUGUUAUUUCAAACAUGAAAAAUUAUACCAAUGGAUAUUUAGUUAAUUAA